Molecule: messenger RNA, 1914 nt
Organism: Saitoella complicata NRRL Y-17804
Lineage: Eukaryota; Fungi; Ascomycota; Saitoellomycetes; Saitoellales; Saitoellaceae
Product: prim-pol domain-containing protein
Exons: 2
Coding region: 367-1704 (445 amino acids)
Biological process (GO): DNA replication, synthesis of primer
Cellular component (GO): alpha DNA polymerase:primase complex
Source: RefSeq, a predicted model, not a curated record
AUAUGCGAAUGAAUGUAUUAACAGCUUUAGCCAUAACUUGUUCGCUAUCCUGAACAAUAACCUCCAUACUAGAACGCGCUCUGAUUGAACAUAGAACGUUAACUAACCGGGCUGCAGCUGCUCAGACCGAGCUCGAAUCCGAGGUCUUUUCCGACAACUCUUCGACUCCAUUGUACGACUACUCCCGUCGCACAGCUCUACGCUCGGCCCCAUCGUACGACUACCUCUCGUACGGCUCCACGCUCGAUUCUCGUUGUGCGAUCCUACGGCGUCGUCCUGCACGUCAAUUGCAUUUGUGCGACGCGUUCCCCAAAUCGCGUCGAUUGAGAAAGACAACACCAACAAUCAGUGCCGCACGCAACAGACAUGGCAGACCCAACAGCUGAACUGGAGAACCUCUUCGAUGAUGAUGACGAUAUCAUGGCCGAAGAAAUAUCACAGCAACCUUUACCGCUGCAAGCUUCUUACUCGGACCCAGAGGUUAUGCUUGCUUUCUACUCCCGCUUGUUUCCCUACCGCUACCUUUUUCAAUGGCUGAACCACUCGCCAUCACCUACGAAAUCUUUUACGCAUAGAGAGUUUGCAUUCACGCUGCAAAACGACGCAUACCUUCGAUACCUCGCUUUCAGCGAUGCUGCUGCUUUGAAGAAGGACGUCCUGAAACUCAACCCAUCACGUUUCGAGAUUGGUCCUGUUUACACUGCCAACCCUCGCGACCGCAAAACCCUACGGAAAGCCGCAUUUCGUCCGAUUGAAAAGGAGUUUGUCGUUGACAUCGAUAUGACUGAUUACGACGAAAUUCGCACAUGUUGUUCGGGCGCAGAGAUGUGUAAAAAGUGCUGGGGCUUUAUUACAAUGGCUAUCAAGACGAUUGAUGUAGCAUUGCGCGAUGACUUUGGGUUUGAACAGAUCCUAUGGGUUUACUCUGGUCGAAGAGGAGCACAUGCUUGGGUCUGUGAUGAAAGAGCUCGAAAUAUGGAUGAUGCAAAGCGACGCGCGAUUGCGACAUUCUUGGAGGUCAUCAAGGGAGGAUCGCAAUCAGGAAAGAAAGUCGACCUGAAGCGUCCAUUACAUCCUUCGGUACAGCGCAGUCUCGACAUCCUCAAGGAUGAUUUCCGCGGACAAGUAUUAGAGGGACAGGACCCAUGGCGAGAGGAGGAAGGAGCGGAGAAGCUGUUGCGUCUCUUGCCGGAUAGGGAGUUGUGCGACGCGCUGAGAAAGAAGUGGAAUGCGCAUACCGGGAGACCUUCAAUCAACAAAUGGGCGGAUAUUGACGCCGUAGCAUCAAGUGGAGCAUCCAAAACCUUGGACACCAAGGCAUUGAUGAACGCAAAACAGGAUAUCGUGCUCGAGUACACCUACCCAAGGCUUGACGCUGAAGUCUCGAAGCACACGAACCACUUGUUGAAGUCGCCAUUCUGUGUACACCCAAAGACUGGACGCGUUUGUGUUCCGAUUGACAGCAGAAGACCUGAAGAAUUUGACCCUGAAAGUGUGCCGACUGUCACCCAGUUGCUGAAAGAGAUCGAUGAGUGGAAAACGAAGGGCAAGGAGGAUGCGGAGAAGAUUGAUGAUUGGGAGAAAACGAGCUUGAAGCCAUAUGUAGAGUUUUUCCGGGAUUUCGUGUCAGGGCUCAUGAAGGAGGAGGUUCAGCUGAAGAAGCGAGCAAGAGAAGAAGACAGUACAGUCAAGGUUGAAUUUUAAAUUGGAAUCUUUCAACAUACAAACAUGGGUGGUUUUGUACAAUUCGUCGUUGCGCCCAGUGAAGCGCGACGUCGAGGAGUGCAUCGAAUCCGGAGCCGCAGGGCAGCGGUCUCCAGAGCCCAAGUGCAACGGCCAUACCACACGAAGCAGCUCGUAGACGUCCAAGGCUUUGCUGUCUACCGUAGCAGUGUAGCUGUAAAACAAGAGAUC